Molecule: messenger RNA, 1728 nt
Organism: Prorocentrum cordatum
Lineage: Eukaryota; Dinophyceae; Prorocentrales; Prorocentraceae
Source: the annotation of a GenBank genome assembly
GAGCAGUACCGCGACACCAAGGAGACGCUGCUGACGCUGCCGAAGGGUAAGCAGUUCGACUUCAGCGAGACGCUGAUCUUCGGGCGCUUCGACUUGUUCUCCAGGCGAGUGGUCAAGCUCAUUGACAUGUUUCAGACCAUCCACCAGUUCACCUCUCUCUCCAAGAGCCGGUUCGACGGCAUGGAGCCGUUGGUGAGGUCCUUCCAUUCCAUCCUGGAGGAGUUCCAGAUCAAGCGGCACGACCUGCUGGACUUCAAUAACAACCGGUUCGACAGGGACUACGUCGACUUCAACGUUCGAAUCUCAGAGCUCGAGUCCAAUCUGAGGACGUUCAUCAACAGCUCGUUCGAGUCGAUCUCCUCGAUCGAGUCGUCCCUGAAUCUGUUGAAGAAGUUCCAGACGAUCCUUCAGCGCCAGAGCCUGGUGGCCGACCUGGAGUCGAAGUUCGCGGUGAUCUUCCACAACUACGGCCUGGAGCUAACGCAGGUCCAGGACCAGUACGAGAAGUUCAAGGCGGCGCCGCCCCUGGUCCGCAACAUGCCGCCCGUGGCCGGCCACAUCACGUGGGCCCGGCACCUCUACAAGCGGAUCGAGGGCCCGAUGCGGAAGUUCCAGUGCAACCCGACGGUGCUUGCUGGGAAGGACUCCAAAAAGCUGAUCCGCAUGUACAAUAAGAUGGCCAAAACGCUCAUCGAAUUCGAGACCCUGUGGUAUCAGGCGUGGGUCAAUUCCAUUGAGGCCGUGAAGUCAGGUCUGCAAGCGACACUCAUCGUGAAAAGUCCGGACGACAACAUGAAGUACCACGUCAAUUUCGACUGGGAGAUUCUGCAGCUCAUCCGCGAAACGAGGUGCCUUGAUCGCAUGGGCGGGGUAGAGAUUCCAGAAAGCGCGAGAAUGAUGCUUCUCCAGGAGCACAAGUUCAAAACGUGCAGCCAUGAGCUGUCGCACUUCAUCAGGGAGGUCGGCCGUGUCAUGCAGUCGAUCAGGCCCAUCACUGCUAAUCUGCUGCGGCCCCAUAUCGAAACUCUGGACUACAGAAUGCGACCAGGCAUGUUGAACCUGUCGUGGACAUCUCUCAACAUAGACGUAUACCUGCAAGAUGUGUGGCGAGAGCUUGACCGGCUGGAGCAGUUGGUUGUAAUGGUCAACGAUUUGAUAGAGAACAGAAUAGAAGCAAACUUGAAGAUGGUCGCGAACGUGCUUCUUGUAGACCUUCCUCGGGAUGAGGAGAGAGUCUCACUAGAUAUGUUCGUUGAGAUGCAAGAAAAGCACGUCCGAGAGACCACCGACAUGCUCGUGGCAAAGAGCGUCGAGAUCGAGUCUGCAGUCAACGACAUGCUCGGUGCCAUCGUGUCCUUCGAGAUCGAUGGCCACGUGGUAGGUGUGACCGAGGGCGAGAUCAUCAAGGUCAAAGCUCACUACAACUGGGCCAUGUACCAGGCGCUCCUGAACGCCCCGAAGUGCUCGCUGAAGGCGAUGAAGCUGCGGCUGUCCUCCCCACACCAUGGGCCCCAAGGGCCCGCCCCCGGCCUUCUUCGACGUCGACCUCCAGCUCGACGGCAUCGGUGUGCGCCUCGUGCCCUCGGUUGAGGACAUCCAGAUCGCGAUCAACGGCGGCGCCCUCGCGGUGCUGAAGUGCUCGAAGGUCAUCGAGGCGUGGGACACCGUGACGAUCCCGAAGAACGUGCAGCUGGUCAUGAACCCGAACCUGCCGCCCGUGCAGGGGUC